Molecule: messenger RNA, 1131 nt
Organism: Prosopis cineraria
Lineage: Eukaryota; Viridiplantae; Streptophyta; Magnoliopsida; Fabales; Fabaceae
Product: serine/arginine-rich splicing factor SR45a
Exons: 8
Coding region: 131-859 (242 amino acids)
Biological process (GO): positive regulation of mRNA splicing, via spliceosome
Cellular component (GO): spliceosomal complex
Molecular function (GO): RNA binding
Source: RefSeq, a predicted model, not a curated record
AACAGGUCAAGUAAAAUGGCCUGGAAGGUAAUCAAAGGCGCAUUAGCGGCUUCCCAGCCUCAACGCUUGCCCUAGGUCUUUGGUCUUCAUCUUCUUCAGCUCUAGGGCUUGUUGAUAUUCGAUCUCGGAGAUGGCGGAUUCUCCUCUCAGAAGGACUUCAAGGUCCCCGUCCCCAUGGAGAGCCCAGUCAAGAUCGAGAUCCAGGUCAAAGACUCCGCCUAGGGCUAGGUCCCGGUCUCGUUCUAGAUCAAGAUCCUGGUCACGACGCAGACCAAGGUCCCGUUCAAGAAGCCGCGGCAGAUCAACGUCAAGAAGUUAUGGAAGGACUGAUGCCGUAAAUCCUGGGAAUACUCUCUAUGUUACUGGCCUAUCUUCAAGGGUUACUGAGAGGGACCUAGAAGAGCACUUUUCUAAGGAAGGAAAGGUUGCCUCAUGUUUUCUGGUGGUGGAGCCUCGUACACGUAUUUCCCGUGGUUUUGCUUUUGUUACCAUGGAUUCUGUUGAGGAUGCGAACCGCUGUAUCAAGUAUCUUAAUCAAUCUGUACUUGAAGGUCGCUAUAUUACAGUUGAGCAGUCACGGAGGAAAAAGCCUAGAACUCCUACACCAGGGCACUAUCUUGGUCUCAAGAGCACUAGAGACUAUGGGUACCGUGGCGAUCGUGGAAGGUACCGUGGUGGGUCAGGUCGUGAUGACUAUACUUAUCGUAGGUCUCCAAGGCGCUCACCAUACCGAGGUGGUCGGGAUGUAUCACUGCGGCACUCACCCUAUGGUGGAAGAUCUCGGGGGGACAGAUCAAGGUCCCUCCCUUACUCUCCUUAUGGCAGUCCAGACAGGAAGUAUGCUCGGGGAUCUAGGUGAUGCCAGCAAAGUUUGUUUAGUUUUAAGAUGCUGUGACUUUUCGAGUCUGCACUUAAAAAGUGUGAUAUAUAAUCGUUUUAGUCUGUAGGUUUAUCGUGUUUUAAGACUUCUAGUCGUCUGAUUAUCUUGAAAUUAAUUGGAAGCUCUGGGGAAGACUUUGGAAAGUGUUGUGAAUUUUAUAUUUGAACGCCUUUUCUUAUACAGAACCAUUUUGUUAGAUGCUUGCUUUCUAUACUACUGUUUAGUGGUGUUAAAGAAAUCUUUAUGCUCAA